Zeugodacus cucurbitae (melon fly) is the source of this 4566-nucleotide messenger RNA. RefSeq names its product protein C12orf4 homolog. The coding region runs from base 269 to 1912 and encodes 547 amino acids. The record is from RefSeq and is a predicted model, not a curated record. NCBI's taxonomy places the organism in Eukaryota, Metazoa, Arthropoda, Insecta, Diptera, Tephritidae. The transcript is spliced from 7 exons. Gene Ontology annotation, cellular component: cytoplasm.
AUUGUUCGAUUAAUCGUGUCUUUUCAGUAAUUAUACACAAUUUUGUUUAUUUGAACACAUCGAAAUAUUACUAGGACAUUAUAAAGUUCAUUGUAAAUUAAUUAUAAUCUGGAGGAUCUCCACUAUCCAACCAUUACCAUUUUAAACCAGAAAUAGUGGAAUGCUACAUUAAAUCCCAACCGUUUUUAACAUUCCUAUCUUGAGUUUAGAGGAGUUUUUGUUUAUAAGUAUAUAAAAUAGUGCGCUUAAAUGAUUAAUAUUCAUAGCAAUGGAGGAUAAUGUUGUCGAGUUUAUAUAUAAAUACAAGGAUCACGAAAACAAGGAAUGUGCAGCAAGUAUUAAUAUUGAGCUUCCUUUUGAACGUGGUGAUGAAUGUUUGGACGAGUUAGUUACACGCCUAUUAAAUGAUAUGGAUACAAUGCAGCGAUAUCUGGAUGAACACACAAAAAUUAAAUCUGAACUACGUAAGUUCAUAAUAGAUGCGAAUCAAAAUUAUUUGGAUAAAUUUGCCGAGCGACUUUUUGAACAAGCAAGCAAUAAUGAGCUCGACUUGGAAGCAGUUAUACGUAAAACGGAGCGACACUUUAAAGAUGAAAUUAUACAGUUCGCUGAUCGCAUUGGACCAAGUGACGAGGAUAUAUUUGCCCAAAGUUUCCAUCGAUUGGUACACUCAUCUUCACUGGAGGAGAUAUUGAAACGUGAAAGAGCUUACGCAAAAGAUAUUUCAGAUAUGGUCACUUUAAUGGAUGAAGAAGUAGAGACACUUAACUCGACACAGCAAAAAGAAAUGGAUAGUAAAAUUAAACAAUUGGACAUAACCACUACAUCUGAUGAUAUAAAUAACCUACUUGCACAACAAUACAGUACUCAAAAUUAUAUACGACAACGUUACGAGUCGGAGUUGCAAGCCAAACGAGGCCAUCAACGCAAUGAAUAUCGCGAUUGGAUUACGUGCCAGGUAGGCACAAUAUUUGAGACAUCUCCGGCGGCUACGCCAUUAGGAAAUCGUUCGUCUAUGUUUAUAUCACAACAACCGUCGAUGGAGGAAAGUUUCACAAUACAUUUAGGCUCCCAACUCAAGCAUAUGCACAACAUACGCAUCUUAAGUGCUAAUGUUACAGAUCUCUGCAGCCCGCUGCAUGUUGACGAAAGUUUAAAUGGACUGAAUAUGGCGUUGGGCUUAUAUUCAAGUUCCCUAUGUGGUGUAGUUGUGCUAACGCCAUCUAUACAGGCACAGGCCAAUAGGAAUAUUAUAAAAAAUGCUAACAUGUCUACCGAAUUUCACUUUGAUCAGAUUGACAACCAACUGGAAAAUAUAGAAAAGCAAAUAUGUAAUCUCAGUGUUACUGAUUCAACGUCACAAAGUAUGAACAGCAAUAGUUCUGGCAAUGGAAGUAAUGAUGUAUCAUUGCCUACAGGUAUAGUUGGUUCGGGAAGCGCUGGAGGCUCCCCCACUAAAAUGCCCACUACAAAACUGAAAACUGGGGAUUUCUUUAUUACCAAACAUUCAAAUCUCUCACAAUCGCAUGUGAUAUUUCAUUUGAUUUCCGACGAACCAAUCAAUAGUCCUAGUGAGAUUAAUUCUCGCCAUCCCGUUAUACUGGGUUUGCGUAAUAUCCUCAAGACCGCUAGUCGGCAUGAUGUUACGACACUUACAAUACCCGCGCUACUGCGUCAUGAAAUGUCGGAGGAUAUGACAGUGCAGUGGUGCAUGCGGAGAGCUGAGUUGGUAUUUAAGUGUGCCAAGGGGUUCAUGAUUGAAUCAGCAUCUUGGGGCGGAGCAGAACUAAGCACAUUACAGUUGCUAUUGCCACAUGAUAUUUCUGAGGAACUUUUUACCACAUUAGCGGGCAUGGUGCCCAAUGUAUUUCGAGUAGCCAAUCCUAAGAUACUUGUUGAUAGCAAUAAAUGAAGGAGGGAGGGGUGAUAUUUAUUUCUCAAUUAGUUGAGUUAUCCUAUAGAUUUAAUUGAUAAAAUCAUUUAAUGAAACAAUUAUACUUUGCCCAACAAUAUACUUACUUGGUUGUAUUAUAUUAUUUAACCAAAUCAAAAACACAACUUUCAUUUACUUUAUUUUGCUAGUAAUCAUCGAACUCUAAUUGUUUUGUAUAUAGUAUUUUUUUUAACCUUUUAUUAAAUGAAUUGCAAAUUUAUCGUACAUUCCUCAAAAUUGUGAAUUUAGUUUCAAACAAUUUUAUAUUCAAAGUCAUGGAACUCACACCAAGAACUUUUGUUAAAUUUCCUGUAUUACUCCCCCACAGAUACCAAUAGGUAAACAAAUUAAAAAUCUUUUCAAUUUAAUCACUAUUAACUAGUGCAUUUUAACAUUUUAUAAUCAUGUUGAAUUACGCACACACAUACAUAUAUAUGUAUGUUUGUAUGUAUGUAUUCUCAUAUGCAUAGUGCUAAAUAAUUCUAAAUAUUUAACCUUGCUUCAGUUAUCUCUUUUUGUAUAUAUAGUAUGUAUGUAUAUGAUACUUCAUGUUAACAGUAAUUUACGUAAUGUAUUCCCACUCAAACCAACGAUUUCAUCUCUAUUCAAUGUAAUGCCGCCUUAGUUGCGUACUUUGUAAAUAUCUAUGUUAAUACACUUUCAAUGUAAGGGUUCCAAGAUACAUAAGCUCAUAUGUACAAAUUUAUGUAUCAUUGCGACUCGUAAUAUAAACGAAAAAUAUCAAAUUUUGCAGUUGGCGUCAUUUACGAGGAAAAAGAGAACUAAAUAACUAUAAAGUUUGGAUAAGUACCGCUGUGACUAUGUUAUGUAUGCUUGUCGUAAGAUGUAGAUUUAUAUCUGAAAUAUUAUUUUAUGUUUGCUUUGGAAAAUGUGUUCUUAGAAAAAUAGUAAUGCAUUCUCGUAUACUAUUUAUGUAUAUAUUUAAUUAGAAUAAAUGUACAAUACAUACUUAUAAAAGGGAAUUUUUUCAAAUAUGGUUUUGGAAUGCGAAAAAGUGCCGCUUGUAAAAAAUAUAGGAGAAAGCCAAAAAAAAAAUUAAUUUGAAUUCGAACUAUAAUACCACAGGAAGUUUUAACGAAAAUAAUUGAAAUGUUUUUUUUAUUUCUCUUGACACUGAUUUGUUAAAUCUCACUUUGAAGCUAAUUAAAUACUCACACCUGUUCUUACACCAACAAGUGAUUUGAAAUUUUUUUAACGGUAUUUUUACACAAUUAGACUGCUGUUAGCGUAUAGAAUUUAUACAUUAGUCUUCAAAACAGUAAUUUGUUUUACAAUUCGUAUCGGUUCAAUAUUUUUGAACAAAUGCAACUGUAGUAUUUAACACUCUCGUGAAGGAUUGGCUAUCAAAUGUUGUCUGUUGCCUGACGAGUUACAGACUAUGACAGAAAAACAGAAGUGAUUGCGAAAAGAGAAUACAUAUAAGUAGUUUUUUUGCAAUUAAAUGUAAAUUAAUUCAAAAAACUAUUAAUAAAAAGAAAUCAUAUUUUCCACUGAAAUAAUAAACGUUGAAGUAAACAUGUGUUUACCCCAUAUUCGUAGUUUUAAUUUAAUAUUGAUUCAUUCUUAAUUAAUAUACCGCUCCUAUAUAUUAGCAUGUAUUAAUUUAUAAAUAAUUUAAGUUUACGUUUUAUAUUAAAUUUGAAGUUGUUUCCAGCAUGUAUAAUUCCAACAACCUAAACAACUACAUCAAAUCUAUAUAAAUCUUACUUGAAGGAGCUAAGAAUUUGAAAAAUAUCUUUAUAUAAUUAUUACUAAAUUUCUAAAUAUUGCUAAUUUAGUUAUUAAGAGAUCAAAACUAAAAUUGUUUUUGAUUGAGGGUAAGACAUAAUUUCGAAACUUCUUAUGUGAAAUUAGACUUCUUUAUUUAACUAAUGACAAAUACAUUUCGAUUAGAGAAACCAAGUAGAAGAAAUGUGAAGGCUUCGGACGCGCAAUAUUAUUUUAAUUAGUUCCUUUAUCAACCCUGUAUGUGAAUGUUUGGUGUUAUAUAUGUUUUUUAUAUAAUAAAUACGAAUAUUGCUUUCUAAGAGAAAUUCAGUUGUGUUUUCGCAGGCCUCUAAAUUCUUCAACAUUUCGAUAAACUCAUAGUGUUUAAUGUUAUAAUUUGAAUUUGUUUCUACUUUAUUAGUUACAUGUAAUAUCCAAUUCUCGAAAUACCGUUGAUUUUGGUUUCUUUACAUUUACUCAUUUUUUUCGUUUUUAAAUAAACUUAAACUUUAUGAUUUCUCGUGUGCAACUUUAUUUAAUUUUUUUUUUUGUCGGUGCAUAAAACUCUAGCAACUACAUAUAUGUAUAUGCUUCAUCAUUCAGAUGUAUGAUACGCUUGCUUGCUACAAAAUGCGGUGAGUUUACAUAAAAUGUAACGGUAAACUACAUACAUUCGUUUAACUCACCAAUAAUUAAAUGUGCUCAUGUCGUGAUUUCUACAUUAUUUUCAUAGUUUUUUUUUCUCGGUAUAGUCUAAAACUAGUUCAUGUGUAGUAUGUAUGUGUGUAAUGUAAAAUAUUCUGCGUUAAAUUAUGCAUUGGAUAAUCGUAUAGUAUUUGUAGCGUUAAAUUGUUUACUUAAAAGCAAGAAUAAACAUAAAUAAAUUACAGCUUAAGUUCAAAUUA